CGCAUUUCGUUGAAGUAUACACUUUUUAACGAACGCCUUGUACUGACUCACGCACGUCGUCUCGUCAUCGGGGCUGGAUGAAUUGGCGUGUUGAUUUUGUGCCUUUCUCGUUUUUGAUAACUAAGAAGCCGAGUCUAUGCAGUUGUUUUGCAGUUGACUGACCAGCCAAAUGGAUAUGAUACUGAUGCAGUCUAUAUCCCUCGUUAAUGAAAGAUCUGAGAAACCAGUUGUGCUUCCUAGGCAGAGUUGUGUCUGUCAAAAUCUUAUCUUUAUGCAAAACUUAAAGAUUCAGAAACUUGAUUCAUCUUGUAGAAACAGUUCAUUGUCGAGUAGACGAAGAAGUGGUAUAGCAUUUGCAUUGAAUACUGAUGGAAUUACAGACAACAAUGACCAAGGCAGCGCCAAUGGAGACAACUCUGUUCUUGGCGCAACUCGUUUGGGGAGGAUAGUUAGUGCAGGUGGUAAAGAGCUACUGAGUAAACUGAACUCCGCUAGAAAAAACUUCCCCAUGAAGGUUUUUCUCCUGCUCCUGGGCUUCUACACGGCUAAUGCUCUUGCAACGAUCCUUGGCCAGACGGGCGACUGGGAUGUGCUUGUAGCUGGUGUCGUAGUAGCUGCAAUAGAGGGUAUUGGCAUGCUGAUGUACAAAAAGCCCAUGAGAACAGGGAGAUUGCAAUCUCUAGUGGUAAUGAUCAACUAUUGGAAAGCUGGUAUUUGCUUAGGCUUAUUUGUUGAUGCUUUUAAGUUAGGUAGUUGAAUUUCUGCCAUGGGAGCAUUCUUCCUACUCAGAAACAAGGUAUUGUGUGUAAAUCAUUUAGUUUACUUCUAGAAAAUGAACAUUCAUAGGCUUCUGUAAAAUUCAGGCUACCAAUUUGCCAUAAUCCGAAUGUUGAGAUUGUUUUGUCCA
This is a messenger RNA of Salvia splendens (bonfire salvia), 907 nucleotides long. Its product is annotated as ycf20-like protein. NCBI's taxonomy places the organism in Eukaryota, Viridiplantae, Streptophyta, Magnoliopsida, Lamiales, Lamiaceae. Bases 170 to 757 code for a protein of 195 amino acids. The record is from RefSeq and is a predicted model, not a curated record. The transcript is spliced from 4 exons.